Molecule: messenger RNA, 384 nt
Organism: Brettanomyces bruxellensis
Lineage: Eukaryota; Fungi; Ascomycota; Pichiomycetes; Pichiales; Pichiaceae
Gene: SNU13
Product: RNA binding protein snu13
Exons: 1
Coding region: 1-384 (127 amino acids)
Biological process (GO): mRNA splicing, via spliceosome; ribosome biogenesis; maturation of SSU-rRNA
Cellular component (GO): small-subunit processome; U4/U6 x U5 tri-snRNP complex; precatalytic spliceosome
Molecular function (GO): RNA binding
Source: RefSeq, a predicted model, not a curated record
AUGUCAUCCGCACCAAAUCCAAAAGCUUUCCCUCUUGCAGACUCUGCUUUGACCCAGCAGAUUCUUGACUUGGUCCAGCAGGCCCAAAGUUUGAGACAGUUGAAAAAGGGUGCCAACGAGACUACUAAGACCUUGAACAGAGGAAUUUCAGAGUUCAUUAUCAUGGCAGCUGACACGGAACCUAUUGAAAUCCUUUUGCAUCUUCCAUUACUUUGUGAAGAUAAGAAUGUUCCAUAUGUUUUUGUUCCUUCUAAGACUGCUUUGGGAAGAGCAUGUGGCGUUUCUAGGCCUGUGAUUGCAUGUUCCAUCACUACUAAUGAUGCUUCUACAAUCAAAAACCAGGUCUACGCCAUUAAGGAUAAGAUUGAAACUCUUUUGAUCUGA